Messenger RNA from Brassica napus (rape), 617 nucleotides. RefSeq lists its product as uncharacterized. The transcript has a single exon. The record is from RefSeq and is a predicted model, not a curated record. Bases 132 to 434 code for a protein of 100 amino acids. Lineage: Eukaryota; Viridiplantae; Streptophyta; Magnoliopsida; Brassicales; Brassicaceae.
GACACAUUAUCAAACUCAACAACACUACGUGUCUUCGUGACUCUUACUAUCUCCAUAACCCAUUUACUAAAGCAACACCGUUUCUUCCUUUGGUUAGGAUAGUUCCAACAAGAUAUUGAUCAAAAAAAAAGAUGGCUGGAGAAAAUGACUGGAGGAAAACGGCGGAUACAACGAAGAUGAGUCCGGAAGGAGUGAAAGCUGCGGGGGUUGAAUCAUCGAAGAGGCCACCAGGGAGUAAUCCCGGUGGUGUUCUCCACCAACGCCGUAACUUGCCAUACAGUUACACCACCAUGGCUAUCGCUGGAUUAGCUAUAUCCGGUGCAGUCAUGUACACUGUUAUGUAUGCUAAGAAAAAGCCUGAGGCUAGUGCCACUGAUGUAGCUAAAGUGGCCACAGGGACGGCUAAACCGGAAGAUACACAUCCAAGAAAAUAAAACCCUCAUUAGAAAAUGGGUUUAUCUUCUUUUUGUUUGUUUUGUAUUUUUGUUUUUGCUUCUGCUUAAUUCUCAGAACUUUUUUGUUUUCUUGUUAUGUAAUAACAAAACAAGUUCAACACAAAAAUAUCCUAUCAACUAAAGAGAUAAUAAAUUAAAUGCUGGAGAAUAAAACAGAUAUUG